GGGACCAAUGAUGUGGGGGUGUAUUCGUUGGUGACAGGGAGCAAUAACGCGUCGAUCGUAGACGUGGCGGGCUGUAUGGUAGAUUGGGUGCGGGUACUGUACGAGGACGGGGCGAGGAUUUUUUUGCUUCAAAAUAUGGUCCCGCUGAAUGAGACGAUCCUGUAUGCGCCAUACUCGUACCCAAACUUUUACUUCAAUGGGCCGCGGAACACGACAGAAUGGAGCGUGUUUAUCCGCGAGCCGGUGUUGAGUGGGAAUGCGUUGUCGCGCGCGAUUCUGCAGGCUUUGGUGCCAGAAGUUCCUGGUGCCCAUAUCGGGAUCUUCGACUCGCAUGGGCUGUUUCAGGAUAUACAUGAUAACCCGGCAAUGUAUUUGAAUGGAACGGCGCCGCUGAAUGUGAUGGGUGCAGUGGUGUCGUGCGUGUACCCAGAGGAAGGCGAGACUGGUAGUGUCCAGUGCACGACGGUGUUCGGGACGGAUCGGGAUAGUUAUCUCUGGUAUGACGAGCUGCAUCCGAGCGAGCAGGCGGACUGA
This is a messenger RNA of Guyanagaster necrorhizus, 534 nucleotides long. RefSeq lists its product as uncharacterized. The transcript is spliced from 3 exons. NCBI's taxonomy places the organism in Eukaryota, Fungi, Basidiomycota, Agaricomycetes, Agaricales, Physalacriaceae. The record is from RefSeq and is a predicted model, not a curated record. The annotation marks the transcript as partial.